CUGAAGCUAGGGUUUGCGCCUCGUUGUCGAUAACCUUAGCAGGUAAGCCGCAGAGCCAGAGAGACCUCCGCCUCCCGUCGACGUCACCAUGGGUCGUAUGCACAGUCGUGGUAAGGGUAUUUCUGCUUCAGCUCUGCCUUACAAGAGAACCCCACCAAGCUGGCUCAAGAUCUCAUCCCAAGAUGUUGAAGAGAACAUUUGUAAGUUUGCAAAGAAGGGUCUGACGCCAUCACAGAUUGGUGUUAUUCUUCGUGAUUCUCACGGUAUUGCUCAGGUCAAGAGCGUUACUGGAAGCAAGAUCUUGCGUAUCCUCAAGGCUCAUGGUCUUGCCCCUGAAAUCCCGGAGGAUCUGUACCACCUUAUUAAGAAGGCUGUUGCAAUUCGCAAGCAUUUGGAGAGGAACAGGAAGGACAAGGACUCUAAAUUUAGGCUGAUCCUUGUUGAGAGCAGGAUUCACAGGCUUGCCCGGUACUACAAGAAGACCAAGAAGCUUCCUCCUGUCUGGAAAUACGAGUCUACAACCGCCAGCACUCUUGUGGCUUAGGCGAAGCAUAAAGGAUGGUGCAGUUUUUACAGUCUCGCGUCACUAAUAGGAUUCCAAGUAGCAGGACUUCAUUCUCUUUUGUAGUGAGUGAGAUGGGUUUUUAUGCAAGACUUCAUUCAUAGCUGUUAGAAGAUUUUGUUAUGUCUGGAUAGUAGUCCAAGUACUUGUUCAGUUCCUCACCUGGUUUUAUUGGUUUCUUUUGCUUUUGUACUCCUAUUUAUCCUCUGGAGAAAGUGAUCAUUUAAGUAAUACUAUUUCAUAUUUUCUU
This is a messenger RNA of Rubroshorea leprosula, 812 nucleotides long. Lineage: Eukaryota; Viridiplantae; Streptophyta; Magnoliopsida; Malvales; Dipterocarpaceae. The record is from the annotation of a GenBank genome assembly.